Entrophospora candida is the source of this 447-nucleotide messenger RNA. Lineage: Eukaryota; Fungi; Glomeromycota; Glomeromycetes; Entrophosporales; Entrophosporaceae. The record is from the annotation of a GenBank genome assembly.
AUGAAUCGUCUUAACAACCUCACACGUGUUAUUCCAAAACCCUUUUUUGGCAACAUUAGAAUUAGUUAUCCUCUAUGUUCUAAAUCUCUUGGGCAGGCUUCUUUGAGUAAAGGAAUUAGAUUUUAUUCCAGCGCUCAUGAAAAUGAAUCUUUUGAGGAAUUCAGUGAUCGUUAUAUUAAAUUUUUUGAAGGAGUUGAUGAUCGAUUUGAAUUACAAAGAGGUCUUAAUAAUUGCUUUGCAUAUGAUUUAGUUCCUUCACCUGAGGUAAUUCAGGCAUCUCUUAAAGCGGCCAGACGUAUAAAUGAUUAUUCAAUUGCUGUCAGGGUUUUUGAAGGAUUAAAACAAAAACUUGCGAGUGAAGAAAGUAAAUAUAAUGAAUAUUUGGAUGAAUUAAAACCUAUAAAAGAAGAGUUGGGAGUAUUGACAAAAGAAGAAUUGGGUUUAUGA